Molecule: messenger RNA, 909 nt
Organism: Sugiyamaella lignohabitans
Lineage: Eukaryota; Fungi; Ascomycota; Dipodascomycetes; Dipodascales; Trichomonascaceae
Exons: 1
Coding region: 1-909 (302 amino acids)
Cellular component (GO): nucleus
Source: RefSeq, a predicted model, not a curated record
AUGGUAGCCGGAAAUGAAACGCUUCCAGAUACUAAGAAGAAGCUACGGGUCCUAGAGGUUUCAAGCAAAUCUGCCAUGGAUCUGGCGACAGAGCUUGAACUUAUGAGAAAGAAGGUUGACUUGAAGAGACAGCACGGCCAAGGGUCACUGGAAACUAGUGGAAAGCACACCGAUCUUAGAAUCAAAAAGAGAGAUACAAAUACAAUCUCGAGCUCACCUAAUGCGGGAAAGGGUCGAUCCAAAAAGUUCGAAGAGAGUGAUAUUUACGAGAAGAGCAGAACUGCCUUGAAAGAAAAAGCUAAGCUAUACAAAAAGAUCAAGAGAGGUGAGAUUGAAUAUAAUGAAGAUUUAGUUAUGAUGGAUGGUGAUGCCAAUCGUGUAGAAGCUGCCAGUACUGGUACUGAAAGUAGUAAUAAUGACAGUGACGACGACAAUGACGAUGACGAAAUCAUUGAGAUUACUGAUUCAUAUGGCAGAACACGGUUAGUUCCAGCAUCAAAGGCAUUUAAAUAUGGACAGGCGGAUAUAUUUGAAAGCUCAGACGAGGAACCCAGCAAGGUCAGACGACCAACUGAGGUUAUUUACGGCGAUACAGUUCAGUACGAAGCAUUUUCUCUAGACAGAGGUGUUGCUGAAAGCGUGAGAGAGCGAGAUAAGAGUCUAGAUGAAGAUGUACAUUAUGAUGCAGACUGGGAAAUCCGUGAUAGAGGUGUGGGGUUCUACAAAUUCAGCAAAGACACAUCUCAGCGAAGCAAAGAAAUGGAAAGUUUGGCCAACAUGUCCGUGACACUAGAGCAAGAAGCUUCGGAACAGGCCAAAUUGGAUAGUAAAAGAGAUAGGGAAUAUCAGGAACGGCUCGAAGAUAUCAUGGCACUUCGAAAGGCAAAUUUAGCGAGAGGUGAAUGGUGA